CUGCACCACUAACGUUACAGUUCCGGUUCCACCUCGCAGCAGCACUUCAGCUACAACGACGGCGGGAAGUUGUUAUCAUCAAUUUACUCUCAAAUCAGCAACAACUCAACGGACUGAAUUGUUAACGAUCGGCAUUUCACUAUCUAACAUUUAUGGGUCUGUAAUCGGAAGGACGCCAACUGCAAACAAAGCUUAGCGGCGUUGGAUUCAGCUAACAUGGCUAACGUCGGAAACCAGCUACCAACACAGGCCGUAAGCAAGCCUGCAUCAGGAAAACAUGGAAAUGUAUUGCCCCUGUGGGGCAACGAAAAGACUAUGAACCUCAACCCAAUGAUUCUCACAAAUGUGCUGUCUUCGCCGUAUUUCAAAGUUCAGCUUUAUGAACUAAAGACCUACCACGAAGUUGUGGACGAAAUCUACUUCAAGGUGACUCACGUUGAGCCUUGGGAAAAGGGAAGCAGAAAAACAGCGGGCCAGACUGGAAUGUGCGGAGGGGUUCGUGGAGUUGGGACUGGCGGUAUUGUGUCGACUGCUUUCUGUCUUCUAUACAAACUGUUCACUCUCAAGCUGACACGCAAACAGCUGAUGGGUCUGAUCACUCACACAGACUCUCCGUACAUUAGAGCACUCGGCUUCAUGUACAUAAGAUACACUCAGCCUCCAGCAGAUUUGAUAGAAUGGUACGACGGCUUCCUGGAUGAUGAGGAGGAGCUCGACGUGAAGGCAGGAGGCGGCUGUGUGAUGACCAUCGGAGAGAUGCUGCGCUCCUUCCUCACCAAACUGGAGUGGUUCUCCACUCUGUUCCCCCGUAUCCCAGUGCCUGUGCAGAAGAAUAUUGACCAGCAGAUGAAGGCCAGGCCUCGGAAGGUUGCUGUGAAGGAGACGCCGGAAGAGGAACCUGCGGUCGCAGAGGAAGGGAGGACACCCAGACGGACGCCGAGCCCCCGGAGGUCACCCAAACGGUCAAGGAGCAGGAGCCACCACCGCGAAAAGGAACGCCACGGCCCCAGCUUUGACCGAGAGCUGGAGAGGGAGCGUGACCGACAGAGGAAGGAGAGGGAGAGGGGGGACCGCGGGGACAGGGAUAGGGACAGAGGGGACCGCGGGGACAGGGAGAGACGGCGGUCCCGCAGCGCAGACAGGAACCACGAGCGGCGAGAGCGCAGGAAAAGUCGCAGCGCCAGUCGGGAACGAAAGAGCGAGCGUAGAGACAAAGAGAGGGACAGCGGGGAGGACAGGAGCAAGAGGAAGGACAGGGAGCACCACAAAGAUAGAGGCGCCGAGAGGGAGAAGUCCAGGGAUAAAAAGAACAGGGGAGAGACUGACGACAGGAGGCACAAAGACGACAGGGAGAGGCACAGAGAGGAGAGGAAGGCCAAACGGUCGAGCCGGAGUCGAAGCAAGGAGAGGAAGCACAAGAGCGGGGGAGAGGAGAAGAGCAGGAAGAGAGAGCGCAGCCACAGCAGGGAUAGAGAGCGGGAGAGAGACGGAGAGCAGCGCUCACACAAACGUAGUCGCAGCCGAGAGAGAAGCCACCAUCAGCGGGAGUCCAGUAACGAUCAUAGACAUAGUGAACGCAGAAGGAGUCAGAGCACUGAGUAAAUGUCGCCUCCAGCAAUAUUACUUCUACUCCUGUGUUUUUCUUCCUUUUCCCCACCAGAUGUCUGGUCUGUCACUCGUGCUAAAGAGAAGGAAUGUCAGCACAUCAGAUAUCUGGAGCUGUUGUGUAAUGUUGCUUUAUGUUGAUGUUUUCCUGCCUUUUUCCACUCUCCAUUGUUAGUCUUCACUUGAAAAUUUCAAAAGUGGUGAAAAUGGCAUUUUAAUUUUCUAUGGUUCGUUCUUUUUGCCCCCAGGUGAGGGCCUGUACAUAAUGUUCCGGAGGCUGUCUACACACGACAACUGGUAUGAGUUGCUCUGCUCAACACUAUCCUCAUGUAAUUUAUGUGAUUUAUAGAGAAUAAUUGUUAAAUCGCCCAGAACCUUUUUUUUUUUUUAAUUUUAAUUUGACUAAUACUACAUGUGUGGGAGUUCUUCGAAAGGUUCACAAGUGAACGGUUGAAGUUCUGAUUUCAGCGCAGCAGCGACGCCACAAAAGCGAUUCUGUCCACAGUCGUGUGUACACAGCCUGAGAAUGUUUUAAUCCUCAAAAUGGACGGUCUGCAAAGGGUAAUUUUUAUCACACACACUGAGCCCUGCUUGUGCUGUGUUUGGAUUACUGCUCUGUUGCAUUUUGUUUUCUAAUAAAACACUUUUACAAACGA
Acanthopagrus latus (yellowfin seabream) is the source of this 2261-nucleotide messenger RNA. It is a transcript of the gene prpf38b, whose product is annotated as pre-mRNA processing factor 38B. The coding region runs from base 217 to 1602 and encodes 461 amino acids. NCBI's taxonomy places the organism in Eukaryota, Metazoa, Chordata, Actinopteri, Spariformes, Sparidae. The record is from RefSeq and is a predicted model, not a curated record. Gene Ontology annotation, cellular component: precatalytic spliceosome. The transcript is spliced from 6 exons.